Scheffersomyces coipomensis is the source of this 1748-nucleotide messenger RNA. RefSeq lists its product as uncharacterized. The record is from RefSeq and is a predicted model, not a curated record. Lineage: Eukaryota; Fungi; Ascomycota; Pichiomycetes; Serinales; Debaryomycetaceae. The coding region runs from base 330 to 1577 and encodes 415 amino acids. The transcript has a single exon.
GGAACCAUUAAAUUCUAGAUUUAUUGUAAGGUUUAAAAUUAAAUAUGGUGAGCUACCAAGUGCAAGUAUUUUUCAAAGAUAUAAGCGCUGAUCCUAAAUUCUUAAAACCUCCACAAAUAUAACUUUUCUUCUCUUCAUUUCUUUUCUAUUAUAAUUCCAUAUUCACUUUAUAAAAGUUUGAUCCAACCAUAUUCAAUAGCUCUACUCAACUCAAGCUUUACUUGUCAAUAAGACACUCGCUAAUAGUUGACUAUAAGACUAAUUGCUAUCACCAUUAAGUUCUUAUUUCUAUUAUUUUACUUAUCAAUUGAAAAUUAUAUUUAUUCACAAUGUUAAGAAAAAUAAGUCAAACUGAAUUAUCACCAUUGGGGUCAUCAUCAUCUCCACCUCCUCUUCCUCCUGCUUACGGUACUCCAGCCUUAACACCUUUUUAUCUUUCAGAUCGUCAUGCUCAAACCCCCUUUCCUCCCAUUACGGAUAAUUAUAGCGCUACUGGCUAUGUUACCAAAACUGAAAAAUUAGCCAAUUUUAAAAGGUUUGCUAAAGUAUGUUCAUCUAAAUGGGUAGAUAUGAUUUCAUCUACUGCUGCAAAUGAAGAAGGCAUUAUUCGUAAUACGUUAAAGAGUUCUGUUUAUGGUGGUGAUAAAACAAGUUUAUUUGGUUUUGAUCAUAGAAAGAUUCAACAAAUUGAAAAGAACUAUCAAGAAGAAAAGUUAAAAUUAAAGCCAUCGGUAAAUGAUUUCUCUAUUCACAAUGAUAUUGAUAAAAAUAAAGAUCAAAUUAGGAAGCAAAAUACAUUACGUGCUAAAAGUUCUUCAAAUAUUGGCAAUGAUAUUACAGUAUUCAAUUUUAAGAAGAAAAUGAAAUCUAAUGUUGGAUUAUCAAAUCGAAAAAGUUUAGAGAGUUUCAGGACCAAAAGAGUUAUUGUGAUAAGAAAUUUACCAUCUUAUACGAGUGCUAAUGCAAUUUUAUCUCAAAUUCGUGGAGGUCCAUUAGAAAGAAUAGUUUUUAGAACUGGGAAUCAAUCUACUUCUAAUUCCAAAUCAAAUACAACUACCAAUUCCAUUGAAUUAUAUUUUGUAUUUCCUGAUAAUGCUAGAAGGUUUUUCCAUUAUAGUAAUAAUACUGGAUUAUUUUUAAUCAAUGGUAUUAGACCAACUAUUGAAUGGGCUAAUAAAACUAAUACUGAAUAUUUAGAUGAAGUUCAUCCUAAUCUAUCCAAGAAUUUCCAACAAGAUAUUGUUCAUGGUGGUUGUCGACGUACAUUGAUAUUUGCCAAAGUUAUUGAAACUAAGAUACCAUGUAAAAAUGGCAAACCUGAUGCAUAUACUCAUUUUUCACAUGGAUUAGACAUAGAGAAUAUUAAACAUGAUUUCUCAUUAUUUGGAGAGAUCAUAGAUGUUUGUGCAGUUAUCUCUAGGAAAUUAUGUUUCAGUUUACAUUUCACUGAUAUUAGAAGUGCCAUUAAUGCUAAAAGAGAAUGUGAAUUAGAAGGUAGUGAUUUCAAUAGAAAAUAUCUGCAUUGGAUUAUUUGUUAUGGAAAAGAUAUAACUGAUCUUCCAUGUUUUGUUGUUUAAUACUCUUAAGUGGUAUUAUUCCUUCCUUCUCUAUAUAGUUAUCUGUGAAAGUAUUUGUCUUAAAUAUAUAUAUAUUGUUUAUGUGUACUCGCUAUUACUGCAAAAAAAAAAAGAGAGAUAUGUGAAACAAUUAUAAUUCCUAAUUGGGAAUGUUUGUAAACAAUGGAAACA